This is a messenger RNA of Aspergillus affinis, 1230 nucleotides long. RefSeq lists its product as uncharacterized. The record is from RefSeq and is a predicted model, not a curated record. The coding region runs from base 1 to 1230 and encodes 409 amino acids. The transcript has 6 exons. Lineage: Eukaryota; Fungi; Ascomycota; Eurotiomycetes; Eurotiales; Aspergillaceae.
AUGGAGGCCGCUGGACUGGUACUCGCCGUGGCUGGAACGCUGGACAUCUGCGUCAAAUAUGGAACCCAACUUAGGGCUAUAUACCGAGAUAUCAAGCACCUGGAACGCGACGCCGAGGAGCUGCGUGUAACGAUUCAGGGCGUACUGGUGAAAACUCAGAUACAACUCCAGUCGCUUAAAUCAAUGUGGACAGCCCUGGAUCCCAGUCUCCAGAGUCAUUUUUCUGAGGCAGUGGCGCGACUGAAACUGAGACUUCUGGCUUCCUUGGACGAUCUCAAACAGCUCAAGGAAUACGGUCGAGCGGGCUCGUCGACCCCCGACAAGCUCAAAGCUCUCUACUUGAAGAAACAUGUCAAAAAUAUGGAUCUCGGAUUCAACCGUCGAUCGCCAAUUGACGGCCGGCUUAUCGCACCGCGAUCCCUCCACGACGAGGCUUGCGCGCAUGAGGGAGGCGAUCAGAGAGUCGUCAUCAUCUUCAUCGACCGAGAACCACGGAUCAGUUUCGGUAUUCAAGUCUCCAGAUACGAUCAGCUCGGCUUAGACCAGAAUCGCCGAUAUCAAUACCUUCACGGCGUCCUAUACCGACGACGACCAACCUGUGAUCCUCGAUCAGACAAACUACUUACCUGCAACCGCUGCAAGGUCCAGGCUUCAAGUCCACGAUCUAGCAAGACUCCUCCGCAAUACGAAACACAGACGCAAUACCAGUUCAUCCUAGAAGUCCCCCGGGGUCUCAUAGCGCCAAUGACCCUACGAAAUCUCCUUCAGAGCCAGCCUCGAUGCUCCUUGAACCACCGAUUCCAACUCGCCAAGCAACUCGCCCGCUCCGUCAUGUUCGUCCAUACCACCGGAUUCGUACAUAAGGGGAUCCGCCCCGAGUCGGUCCUCGUGUUCGCAGACGCCCAGAACCCAAUUGAGUACAACCACUCAUUCCUCAUCGGUUUCGAGAGGUCCCGUCAUGCCGAAUCUCCCACCAACUACGCGGGCGACCUCGAAUGGGAGCGCAAUCUGUAUCGACAUUCCAGUGGCCCUGGGGAGGAUACCGCUAACACUUCCUGGCCGGAACUUGAUGUCGCGUCUGCGCUGGCGGAUAAAGAUUUACGUCGCGGCGCAUUCGUCGUCAAGGAUCGGCUUGUGGAACUUGCUCAAGACAGACUCCCUUCGCUGGUGGGGCUGCGAUAUACGGAAGUCACCGUGAUUCUUAUGAAAAUUGAAGAACUGCUUGUGUAA